Callorhinchus milii (elephant shark) is the source of this 2916-nucleotide messenger RNA. It is a transcript of the gene rnf128b, whose product is annotated as ring finger protein 128. The transcript has 8 exons. The record is from RefSeq and is a predicted model, not a curated record. The coding region runs from base 179 to 1699 and encodes 506 amino acids. Lineage: Eukaryota; Metazoa; Chordata; Chondrichthyes; Chimaeriformes; Callorhinchidae. Gene Ontology annotation, cellular component: cytoplasm; nucleoplasm.
AUAACCCUUCAGGCUGGCAAAACUCAGCACACAAGUUAUUUCCUAGGUAGUGUCUGACCACCGCUGAACUCUUCCAUUUUGUGUCGGUGCGUGCUUUCAACACUAAAAAUAUCUUCGAUAGAAGAACUGAAGUCUGGUUUUGAAAGUCAAUCGUGCUCUGAUCUAGAAGAAUAUAACUAUGAAGCUUUCGAGUUGCAUUCAAGGCUCGGCAUGGCUGUUCCUCACUGCUCUUGUGGUACAUACAGCAGCCAGGAGGAAUUUUCUGACAAUAGCUAACAUCAAUGUGACGACCAAUACCUCACCAGAAAGCAACAAAACAAUGAUGCAAUACGAAGAAGGAUUCUACGGUGAAGAAUCUCCGCUGCGAGAGGCCAGCGGAAUUGUUGGGAUCCCAAAAUCAAAGGAUGCUUUCGCUUGUGAACCUGAAGUCAGUUUCAAUUCAAUGGGGUCGCCUUGGAUUGCUCUGAUAGAAAGGGGAAAUUGCAAUUUCUCAUACAAGAUUAAUAUUGCGAGGCGAAGAGGAGCUGCUGCUGUGGUGAUCUUUAACAAUGCAGGAACAGGCGACAAGCUUGAACCAUUUCAGCAUCCAGCCUACAUCAACGUGAGCUUCACCGAGCCGGGCAGCAACCAGACGGGCUGGGAGAGGAGCGAGUGCGGGGUGUACGGUCAGAACUCGCCGCUGGAGAGUGUCAGAGGGCUGGUGGGGUAUCCGGUGUCCACCCGACCCUGGGGCUGCGACACGGACGAGCAGUACCACAAGCCCCCGGACCAUCAGGACUGGAUCGCCCUGAUGGAGAGAGGCAACGGCUGCACUUUCACCGAGAAGAUCCAGAACGCAGCUUUCCAGGGAGCCAAGGCUGUGGUCAUCUUCAACUACCCCACUCCCAACAACGAGGUAGUCCAGAUGUCUCACCCCGGGACUGAAAAUAUGAUUGCUGUAAUGAUUGGCAACAACAAAGGCGCUGAAAUUUUGAACCACGUAAGAGAGGGCAUUUCGGUUUCCAUGAUGAUUGAAGUUGGAAAGCAGCAUGGACCAUGGACGAACCAGUAUUCGGUCUUCUUUGUCUCCAUCUCCUUUUUCGUUGUCACAGCAGCUACUGUGGGCUAUUUCAUCUUUUAUUCUGCCAGGAGAUGGCGAGUUGCAAGGGCCCUGACCAGAAGACAGAAACAGCUGAAAAAUGAAGCCAAGAAAGUAAUUAACAAGUUGGAAGUUCGUACUUUGAAGCAAGGAGACGAGGAGAUUGAAGCAGAUGCUGACACUUGUGCAGUGUGCAUUGAACCCUAUAAGCCUGGUGAUGUUGUCCGGAUUUUGACAUGCAGCCAUAUAUUCCACAAAUCCUGCAUUGACCCUUGGAUUCUGGAGCACAGAACAUGCCCUAUGUGUAAAUGUGAUAUUCUUAAAGCUCUUGGAAUCGAGAAUGAUGAAGAAAAGGACAGUGAGCAAAGCGCGCCAGAGCUAACCUUCAACAAUUCUCAGAGAAAUGGACUGGAUGUGCGUACUGAUAUCCCAGAGAAUGCCAUCUAUACACUGCCGUCUGUUUAUGGGCCUGAGCGUGCAACAGAGGAGAGUCCAAUUUCCAGUGAAGAACAGUAUCUGGUUAAUAACGAAGGUGGAGUGAAUUCGCUGCCUGUACACAUCGUGCCUUACGACAACCCAAUAUAUGAAGAGAUUGACCUUAAAAAAGAAGUGAAAUCUUGAAUCUAGCUGACGACAUCAACUCGAAUCCGCUAAACCCUGAACAUAAAGCCAAUCAAGAGCUGAUGUGCAAGGAGCUCCUCUUACAUGAACUCAUUGUUUAAACAAAGUCUUUUGAGUGGCUCAAAUUCUAUUUUUCCGCACAAAUGUUAUGCCAAUGUUAACUGAAAGGUGAUUUCAAUAUAAUGUAAAUGUAAGGGGCAAAAUGUGAUUAGAACUGUACUAGAGCUUUCAGUAUUUUUGCAUAAUCAGUACUGUUACGUGAUCUCUGGUAGCCUUAAAGUUGCGGUAAAAGGGAAAACUAUUCGACACUUUUAACCCAUAGGGUUGCAGCAAAGCAGGUUUCCGACUCAAGAUGGCAUGCUUAUUGGCAUAUAAAUUGGAAGCUGACUGGUGAUCUGGGAGUUUCUUUGCUCACAUUUAUUGCACAAAUUGUAAUACACUUCUAAUGGAAAUGUGAGCACAAGGUUAACCAUUGACCUAUUAAUAUUGUUCUGUAAUGUUAAACAAAGCCUGUCAUCUACCAGUACAGUACCUUCUGGAUAGGAUAAAUGCAUAAUUGAAACAAAAAGGCAUUGUCGUCUACCAUUCACCCAUAUCGUGUAAAGGUUGUUUUGCUAGUACAUAUCCUGGCCCUUUGGUGGUGCAUUUACCAGUAUUCAGUAGCACUCGAAGGAAUAUCUCAUCUUUUCACUGUAACAUAUAUUUUUGCAACUGUUAUAGGAUUGCAUUUCAAACAGCUCAACUUUUACAGCACCAAUUUCUUCUAGUCCAUAUGACUCCUAGAACUUGUUGCAUGAAAACAAAACAGCUGAACAAUCAUAACUUGAGAUCAAGUAAAGAUUUGUACAGUGAGUGCUUUUAAUCAAAUCUGAGGCCCAAACUUUCUCAUGGUCUUCGCUACAAGAAGAAAAAAAAUUUAUUAAAAAAAAUGAAACACUGGGCAGAAUUGUGGAAAAUUCUUAAAUUCAGUCUUUGUUUGGAAGCUGGUUCUUUUUAAGAACUGAGGAACACUGGCUUUUAAAUUAAGGUUGAUUUUAAAAAGCCCGGACAAUGUUGAUUCGAACACAAUGGUCUAAUGGCUAAAACCAAGAGAAAUUUCAGGCCUCUCGUGUUCAAAGAAUAUUUUUUAGACGAACACAACACCUGUCAGAUUUGGCUUCUUAUAUUCACACCUUUUUUUAAAUAAAAAAAACAUUUUAAUCCUUAAAACAAUAAAU